This is a messenger RNA of Ceratotherium simum simum (southern white rhinoceros), 1655 nucleotides long. It is a transcript of the gene PGK2, whose product is annotated as phosphoglycerate kinase 2. The record is from RefSeq and is a predicted model, not a curated record. Gene Ontology annotation, molecular function: ADP binding; phosphoglycerate kinase activity; ATP binding. Gene Ontology annotation, cellular component: sperm fibrous sheath; cytosol; extracellular exosome. Gene Ontology annotation, biological process: gluconeogenesis; glycolytic process. Lineage: Eukaryota; Metazoa; Chordata; Mammalia; Perissodactyla; Rhinocerotidae.
AGAAGAAAGGGGCGGGCGAAGGGGAAGGGCGUUAGAAAACACCACCCAUCCCGCCUCCCAGCAGCGGGAAAGUGGUUCUUCGGUAUUGGGAUCCAGGUGUCAGCCUGUGUCUUUGUAUUGCCAAGAUGUCUCUUUCUAAAAAGUUAACUUUGGACAAACUGGAUGUUAAAGGGAAACGAGUCAUCGUGAGAGUAGACUUCAAUGUUCCCAUGAAGAAGAACCAGAUUACAAACAACCAGAGAAUCAAGGCUUCCAUCCCAAGCAUCAAGUACUGCCUGGACAAUGGAGCCAGGUCAGUAGUUCUUAUGAGUCAUUUAGGUCGACCGGAAGGUGUUCCUAUGCCUGAUAAGUACUCUUUAGAGCCUGUUGCUGCUGAGCUCAAAUCCUUGCUGGGCAAGGAUGUUCUGUUCCUGAAGGACUGUGUGGGCUCAGAAGUGGAGAAAGCUUGUGCCAACCCAGCUCCUGGUUCAGUUAUCCUGCUGGAAAACCUGCGCUUUCAUGUGGAGGAAGAAGGGAAGGGCCAAGAUCCUUCUGGAAAUAAACUUAAAGCUGAGCCAGAUAAAAUAGAAGCCUUCCGUGCAUCACUCUCGAAGCUAGGGGAUGUCUAUGUCAACGAUGCUUUUGGCACUGCUCACCGGGCCCACAGUUCCAUGGUGGGAGUAAAUCUGCCCCAGAAGGCAUCUGGAUUUCUGAUGAAGAAGGAGCUGGAUUACUUUGCCAAAGCCUUGGAAAACCCAGAGAGACCCUUUCUGGCUAUACUUGGUGGAGCCAAAGUGGCAGACAAGAUCCAACUCAUCAAAAAUAUGCUGGACAAGGUCAAUGAGAUGAUUAUUGGUGGUGGAAUGGCUUAUACCUUCCUUAAGGUACUUAACAACAUGGAGAUUGGUGCUUCCCUGUUUGAUGAAGAGGGAGCCAUGAUUGUCAAGGAUAUCAUGGCCAAAGCCGAUAAGAAUGGUGUGCACAUUACCUUUCCUGUUGACUUUGUAACUGCAGACAAGUUUGAGGAGAAUGCUAAGGUUGGCCAAGCCACUGUAAUAUCAGGCAUACCUGCUGGCUGGAUGGGUUUGGACUGUGGUCCUGAGACUAACAAGAAGUAUGCUCAAGUUGUGGCCCAAGCCAAACUAAUUGUGUGGAAUGGACCUGUAGGGGUAUUUGAAUGGGAUGCCUUUGCUAAGGGAACCAAAGCCCUUAUGGAUGAAAUUGUGAAAGCCACUUCCAGGGGUUGUAUCACCAUAAUAGGAGGUGGAGACACUGCUACCUGCUGUGCCAAAUGGAACACUGAAGAUAAAGUCAGCCAUGUGAGCACUGGAGGAGGUGCUAGUCUAGAGCUUCUGGAAGGUAGAAUUCUUCCUGGAGUGGAUGCCCUCAGCAGCCUGUAGUUGACAGUGUUCCUUCCUACUGUUUCCUGUCCACAGCCUUUAAGUCAACUUAAUGCUUUUACAUCUCAACUUGACUUUUGUUAAAAUCUACCCCUGUAUCAAGACCCAGGCAGUGACCAAGGGACGGGCCCUCAGGAACUCAACAUCAGCACAUCAAGGCAACUCAUUUUAGUUCUGUCAUGCAUUUGCCUAACUUCCUUCAAGAUCUCAUUUGAACUUGACCGUUGUGAUUCAUAGGAAGUGAGUUGCCUAUUAAAGUGAGUUGAAUAAGCUGAA